Polyodon spathula (Mississippi paddlefish) is the source of this 4580-nucleotide messenger RNA. RefSeq names its product PH and SEC7 domain-containing protein 2-like. The transcript has 17 exons. Gene Ontology annotation, molecular function: guanyl-nucleotide exchange factor activity. The record is from RefSeq and is a predicted model, not a curated record. NCBI's taxonomy places the organism in Eukaryota, Metazoa, Chordata, Actinopteri, Acipenseriformes, Polyodontidae. Gene Ontology annotation, biological process: regulation of ARF protein signal transduction. The coding region runs from base 269 to 4231 and encodes 1320 amino acids.
CUGCUGGAGCUCUGUGUGUCACAACUUUGAUAGCCUGCUGUCGCCUCGCCAUCAAAUACUGGAAAUGGAUCAGAGAGCUUUUUCUUGGUUUUAUGGGUUUUACUGUUGAUGGGAGGAUAAAGAGUGCUCUCAGUAUGGUCAACACUCAAAACAAAAAUGAAACAUUUGGGAAUAUCUCCCGCUGGUCUUUUUAUUCACAUUCUAUAGCUGGAUUUCAUCUUGCCUCCCCCCGCAAAAUCAGUUGAGAGAUAAAACUCAUGUAGAGGAAAUGGAUGGUCAUCAUCAGGUCAAGACUUCCUUCCUCUUUAUCCAACUGCAGUCACCAACCAAGGCAUCUGCUCAAACACGUCCUGCCAACACAGUCUGCGCAGCUGGCUGGGAGGAAAGGCUUUCCCCAGACAUCUCAAGAAAUGAGUCAGCCACUGUGUGUGACUCCAGAAAGCCAGCAGCCGUCUGCCUGAACAGCAACAGCUCAGACUGUCUCUGCAGUGGGCUGGACAGCGACCGCGGUUACAGGAACCUGGAGAAAACAUUGAAGUUUCCCAUGCAGUCACACCUUAACAGCAGUGGCAGAGAAAUGAGCCAAAUAGCUCCUCCGGCUAGGAGUGGGACUCCAGUUUCCCAUUCAGUACCUACUGAUAUAGUGAACUGCGAAAACACAAACUACCUACAUUCAGCAGCGACUACAGACAGACACGAGACUGGAAUUCAAAGUCCUGGACUGAGCACAGAGGCUGAAGAAAGUGAGAAUCCCUUGAAGCAUUCAAACUCCUUGACCAGUCAGUCUCCAACAAACAGGGGCUACAUCUCCAAAGCAAGAAGUCAACCACUCUCCACCACCACAAAAAAGGAUGGAAUCUGGUGGAAAGUGGAAGUCAAUAAGCCAACGCUGGUGGAUGCACCAAUUUUCUACAAAAGCCCCGAAAGCAAAACAUUUACAUCUGCUGUCAUAGAAAGGUCAGCCCAAUUAACUGGACUAUAUAAAAAAACAGGAGAUACUAACCCUAUCACCACCUCACCUGUCUCACAACAGCCGUGCACAAUAAAGAGGGUUUCACCCAGCCCUAGGACAGUUCAAACGGCAGAAACAUUUGUUUGGGUCAAAAGCACGUCACCACAUGCACAAAGUGUGGCAAAGGCCAAAUAUGAGUUUCUAUUUGGAAAAGUAGAGGAGGCUACCCCAUCAGACAGCGUUUCAAGAGGAAGCUACCACCUUGUACCUGAGGAGGGCAGCAGUGCUGCUAAUUCAUUCUCUGAGUAUGGCCCAGUUGACGGGACUGGAGAUGAGCCAUCUGAACAGCCGAUGGCUUUGGCUAAUGAGACAGGAAAUGCACAUGUACUAACUAUUCUGCCAAAUGAGCGGCAAGAUGUUAUUUUGGAUAUAAAAUCAGAAAAACCAUGCAGGGCUGCCAAAGCACCCCCAACGAUGAUAUCCUUUAAUGGGGCUAGUGGUGAGCAGUUGGACAUGGCUAAUCAGGUUCAGCCGUCAGCUGACAUAGAUAAAAGUAUGGAAACUUCUAGUCUGAAAAAACCUGCUGAUCUGCUUUUGAAAUCAAGACUGAUUUCUGAACUAAAUACUGAGGUACUGACCAAGGAUACAGUUUCUGUCUGUUCUGCUACGACUAAGGAAAAAGAGCUUUGUUCCUCAAGUGGAGAGGUGAAAAGAGACAGUUUAAAAGCUCUCUCAAGCCAAGAAAAACUAGAAGAAAUACUUGCUCAAGCUGAAUUAACAUCUGGACCGGAGACUGUGGUACCCACAGAAGGAGAGCUGGGUGAAGGAGUUGUUAAAGAAACGAAAACUGAGACACUGGCUGCUUCUGCUGAAGACGGACAAGAAUUCGAGGAGCCAGUGGAUGAAUCUCGUAAAAUACUUGCUGAAAUUCCAGGAAUCUUCACUGCCUUCUUGGAUGGAGCGCACGUCAGAGAAAAAACACCUAAAAAAAUAAUGUUUGUGGAACAUAAAAUAGAUGCUUCAGAUUGUCUAAAGAUGUGCGAGGACCUUUUACAGCAAACCUCAGAUAUGACUUUAGAGCUUGAAACUGAAAAGGAGUGCUCCACCAUUGUCCUGGAGGCGAGUGGACCAAUGGGGAGUCAUGAAGGUGAAGCGUGGUUUGAGAGUAGCACAGGUUCAGAUGUUGUGCUUCCUGCUUCUAAACUGGACAUGGGAGAAGAUGAGGUGUUUGGGAGGAUUCCAGAAGUAAAUGUUGAGAGCCCAGAGAGUGAAGUGACACUUGACAUAUGCCAAGCCAGGACCAAUGAUAGUGAAGAGAACCCACAGCUGACAACGCAGGGUGAGGAAGCAACUGAUGUGUUUAGUUCGCAGUUUGAAAGCAUUUUGGAAUCGCAUUGGUCAAAGGGCACUUUGUACAGCAGCAUGGAAUCCCUGGAUGCCCUCUCUUCUGCUGAUGAGUCCGAAAUGCACUUCAAUUUCAACUUGCCCCUCACACCGAUGAUCCAGCAGCGCAUCAAAGAGAGCAGCCGUCUCCUGGAGAGCACUCUGGAGGCAGGGCAGCAUGAGAUCCUGAGUGUGUCUACAGACAGUAGAACAGGAGAAGGGUAUUUGGAGGUAACAUCAUCAUACCUGGAGGUCAGGACUGGGACUCCACUUAGUAACAGCAAAUCUGACCACAUUUUAGAUACUACUUCUGUGGGCCCUGUUCAAAAUGGAGUUCAUGAGGAUGUUGAAGACAUCAAGAAAGAUUCUGACUGGCUGCAUAACCUUUUAAGUGAUGCUGGACUGAAGGAAAGGUUUUUGGAAUUUGACUCUGAGAUGGGCAGCACUGAGCGACUGAAAGGCAGCACUGACACUCUCGGCAAUAGCAACAGGUGCGACGUGGAGGCAGCGAGGAGACUGGCUAAGCGGCUGUACAACUUGGAGGGGUUCAAGCGCUCGGAUGUAGCUAAGCACUUGGGAAAAAACAAUGACUUCAGCAAGCUUGUAGCUGAACAGUACCUCUCAUUUUUUGACUUCACUGGAAUGACAUUGGACCAAUCUCUUAGACGCUUCUUGAAAGCAUUUGCACUAAUGGGUGAAACCCAGGAGAGAGAGCGGGUUUUAAUCCAGUAUUCCAAUAGAUACUAUCAUUGUAACCCUGGCUCAGUUUCUUCACAAGAUGGAGUUCAUUGCCUUACUUGUGCUUUGAUGCUGCUAAAUACUGACCUUCAUGGCCAUAAUAUUGGAAAGAAGAUGACGUGCCAGGAGUUCAUCACCAACCUGGAUGGGCUGAAUGGAGGGCAGGAUUUCCCCAGAGACCUCCUUAAGGCCCUCUACAAUUCAAUCAAAAAUGAAAAGCUGGAAUGGGCUAUAGAUGAUGAUGAGCUGAAGAAAUCUCUGUCUGAGCUUGCAGACAAAUCUGAUAAUGCACACUUAAAAGGCAUCAGUAGAAUUGGCAGUGGCAGUAACCCUUUCAUUGAUAUUUCCCAUGAUCCAAAUGCUGCAGUUUAUAAAUCGGGCUUUCUUGCCCGUAAAAUCCAUGCAGACAUGGAUGGAAAGAAAACUCCUCGAGGCAAAAGAGGGUGGAAGACCUUUUAUGCUGUCCUCAAGGGAAUGAUCCUUUAUUUGCAAAAGGAUGAAUAUAAACCAGAGAAUGCAUUGUCAGAAGACGAUUUGAAAAAUGCAAUCAGCAUACAUCAUGCUAUGGCUAUAAAGGCAAUGGACUAUGAGAAGAAACCCAAUGUCUUGAAGCUUAAAACAGCUGAUUGGAGAGUCUUCCUUUUCCAAGCUCAGACUCCUGAAGAAAUGGAAUCUUGGAUAAGAAAAAUCAAUUCAGUGGCAGCCAUGUUUUCCGCGCCAUCAUUUCCUUCUGCGAUUGGCUCACAGAAGAAGUUCAGCCGUCCUCUUUUACCUGCAACUACAACAAGGAUGUCACAAGAAGAACAGCUAAAAUCUCAUGAGGCCAAGCUGAAGCACAUCACCACUGAACUGGCUGAACACCGAUCCUACCCACCUGAUAAAAAGGUCAAAACAAAGGAGAUUGAGGAGUACAGACUCAAAGAGCACUAUCUGGAGUUUGAGGAGAACCGCUAUGAGAUGUAUGUUAAACUUCUGAAGGAGGGAGUAAAACAGGUACUUGGCAGUAAAGAAAGUGACAGCAGUGGACUGAAGAAAUCCCAGUCAAGUCCAUCGCUAAACCAGGAGUUAUCACCAGCCAGCGCAAAGGUCAAGCGCAAUGUCUCAGAAAGGAAGGACUACCGGCCUGAAACACCCAGCUCUAAGGAAAAGGUCACCUAGGAAACGGAAGAAAUGCAACAAAACAAGCCCAUCAGAUACAGAUAUUUGUGAAAUAUGUUUUAAGUAAUUUAUUUAUCUGGCAACUGUUAUAAAUGAACAGUAAUGAACAAAUAAUACAAUAGUCCCUGACUGACUGGUGCCUGUGUGGCAAUUUAUGUUGGAUAUUUUUUUGUUGUUGCUUGUUGUAUAAAUUGUUGUGGAUUUUAUUUUGCUCUGAAGCUUUCAGAUAAGUGACACUUUCCUUGUCCUCAACUGUUGGGUCCUUUUCAGAACAAUCAUUUCUCUGCCUUUUCAGUAUAUAUAUAUAUAUAUAUAUAUAUAUAUAUAUAUAUAUAUAUAUAUAUAUAUA